AUGCGUUCAAUUUUCCUUGCGGUGCUGGGCCUGAUGGCAACAUCGUCACUCGCGGCUCCCAGGGUAGCCGCUCAGGAGGGCAUCAGUGCUUUCGACGCCAUGGCCAAGUUGAAAUCCGUACCUCUGGGAUAUGUCCACAUCGCGGACGACGGUGUGGCACGAGCUUACGACGAAAACGAAUCCGUCAUUGACUAUGUUCCCUUGACCAAUGACCAGCUCAAGCAUCUGCUUCAGAACCUUCCCGAAGCAUGGAAGAAGGAAGAGGAUCAUUUGCACGCUGUCUUCGAUGCUGUCGACGGACGCGAAGCCAACCUUGCACCAGUGGUGAUGCUUGUCGGUUCUUGGGCUGCCGGGGCUGUGCGCAGAUUGAUGCUGCCUUACCAGGAGGAGGAGGUGUUUGCUUUUAGUGAAAAGAUUGGAACCUUUCUGUUGCCCUACACCUUGCCAUCUUCCUAA
Messenger RNA from Aspergillus nidulans FGSC A4, 456 nucleotides. RefSeq names its product protein lbuA. Lineage: Eukaryota; Fungi; Ascomycota; Eurotiomycetes; Eurotiales; Aspergillaceae. The record is from RefSeq and is a predicted model, not a curated record. The transcript is spliced from 2 exons. The coding region runs from base 1 to 456 and encodes 151 amino acids.